GAGAAUUUCCGCGCAGAUCUCGAACCCCCCACCUUUCUCUUUCUCUCUCUCUAAAACUCGAGAGAACUCACCGAGUCACCGUCCGGUGGUGGUUUCCGACGACGCAACGACACCGUUUCGAUGGGCGUCCCCGCGUUUUACCGCUGGCUGGCGGAUCGGUACCCGCUCUCGAUCGUCGACGUGGUGGAGGAACACCCCAGGGAGGACCCGAACGGCGUGCCGAGACCAAUCGACGUCUCGAGGCCAAACCCUAACGGCUACGAGUUCGAUAACCUUUACCUCGACAUGAACGGCAUUAUACAUCCCUGUUUUCAUCCCGACGGCCGACCUGCCCCUGCUACUUAUCAGGACGUAUUCAAGUCAAUAUUUGACUACAUUGAUCAUCUCUUCACGCUGGUGCGCCCAAGAAAGCUUCUUUUUAUGGCGAUUGAUGGAGUAGCACCAAGAGCUAAAAUGAAUCAGCAACGCUCUCGACGUUUCAGAGCUGCAAAAGAUGCGGCUGAGGCGGAAGCUGAAGAGGAAAGACUAAAGAAAGAAUUUGAGAUGGAGGGGACAUCAUUGGUUUCUAAAGAGAAACCUGAAACUUCAGAUUCAAAUGUUAUUACUCCAGGCACUCAAUUUAUGGCGGUGCUCUCAGUAGCACUUCAAUAUUAUAUACAAUUUAAAUUGAACAACGACCGUGGUUGGCGGUCUACAAAGGUUAUUCUUUCUGAUGCCAACGUUCCUGGUGAGGGAGAGCACAAAAUAAUGUCAUACAUACGAUCGCAACGCAAUCUUUUGGGUUCUGAUCCUAACACCCGGCAUUGUCUUUAUGGUCUGGAUGCAGAUCUAAUUAUGCUUGCUUUAGCUACACAUGAGGUUCACUUCUCAAUAUUAAGAGAGGUGAUUACUCUUCCAGGUCAACAGGAAAAAUGUUUUCUUUGUGGACAAGUUGGUCAUCUGGCAGCUGAAUGUCGUGGUGGAGAUGAUGGUGCGGCCGAUGAAACUCCAGUUCACAAGAAGAAAUAUCAGUUCCUCAAAAUCUGGGUGUUGCGUGAAUAUUUGGAAUACGAGCUGGACAUACCCAAUCCUCCUUUUCAGCUUAAUUUUGAAAGGAUAGUGGAUGAUUUUGUGUUUAUGUGCUUUUUUGUUGGCAAUGAUUUUCUUCCACAUAUGCCAACAUUGGAGAUCAGAGAGGGUGCAAUUAAUUUAUUGAUGCAUAUUUAUAGAAGAGAAUUUUCUGCUAUGGGUGGCUAUCUCACGGAUGCGGGUGAGGUAUUGUUAGAUAGAGUAGAGCAUUUUAUCCAGUCUGUUGCUGUCUAUGAGCGCCAAAUUUUUCAAAAGCGGGCUCGAAUUCAGCAGGCUUUUGAGAAUAAUGAAGAGAGACAGAGAAAUAGAAGAGAGGCUUGUGAAGAGCUACCGGCUCCAGUGGUAGAAAAGGUGGUGGACAAGGUUAAAUUGGGGGAGCCGGGAUAUACAGAAAGGUAUUAUGCUGAGAAGUUUCAAGUAUCAAAGCCAGAGGAGAUUGAAAAAGUUAAAAAAGACUUGGUUCUAAAAUAUGUAGAAGGCUUAUGUUGGGUCUGCCGAUAUUACUACCAAGGGGUCUGCUCAUGGCAAUGGUAUUAUCCAUACCAUUAUGCUCCUUUUGCUUCUGAUCUAAAAGAUCUAGAUGAGUUGGAAAUAACAUUUUUCUUGGGAGAGCCAUUUAAACCCUUUGAUCAGCUCAUGGGAACCUUACCAUCUGCAAGUUGUAGUGCUCUUCCAGAAAAAUACAGAAAUUUGAUGACUGAUCCGUCAUCUCCCAUUUGUGAUUUCUACCCAUCUGAUUUUGAGAUUGACAUGAAUGGCAAGCGCUUUGCGUGGCAGGGCAUUGCCAAAUUGCCAUUCAUUGAUGAGAAGAAAUUGCUUGCUCAGACAAGGAAGCUUGAAAGCACUUUAACGGAGGAAGAGAAAGCUCGAAAUAGCGUGAUGCUUGAUUUGCUUUAUGUCUAUCCUUCUCAUCCUUUGGCGCCGGAUAUUAUUUUGUACUACCAUUUAUAUUAUCAGAGUCCCCCACAUGAAAGAUUUUUAUAUCCGAUAAAUACUAAUCUUAGUGGUGGAAUGAAUGGAUUCCUUUGGUUAUCUGAGAGGAAUGGCUUUAGAAACGUAAUCCCUUCCCCUGUGCAUGGUUUUCCCAACAUAGACUAUAACCAAGUCUUAAAUGUUACAUAUCUUAGCCCUGCAGCUCAAAAACACAUCUCAGAACCUGCCAAGGGUGUGAUCAUGCCCAGAAAGGUUGUAAAACCUAUGGAUAUCAAACCUCCCCCUGCGUUAUGGCAUGAAGACAAUGGUCCCCGACGCUACCAAAACAGAGAUAGGCCACAAAUACCUGGAGCAAUUGCUGGAACUGUGUUGGGAGAAGCAGCUCAUCGACUUGUCAAGAACACACUAAAUCUUAGACCUAGUAAUCCAUCCUCUGGAUUUUGGGAUCAAUCGCAGCCUUUACGAACUUCUUCUGGAAACUACAUCGGCAACUAUCCCGUCAACAGACCAAGACCAGCUGGGCCAUCUGGGUAUGAAAGGGGUUUCCGUGAAGAACCAAAUUAUGGAAAUUCCUUUAAUCCUCAGGGCAUCAUGGCUAGGCCCAGAGCUCCUUACUCAAAUGGUGUGCAGGGUGACAGACAGAGUUUUAGGACACAAGAAAGAACACAGUAUCAAGAGCAGAGUUUUAGAGGACAAGAAAGAAUACAAUAUCAAGAACAGUACCGCAACAUGAGAACUGGGAUGUCUAGUUUAACAAUGGAAGGAAGUGUGAGAACCAGGUCUCCUGUAGUGGCGCAACCAGGGAUGCCAAAUUCAGGAUAUCCCACAAACCCACAUCAGCAGUUUGUGCAGAAUAUGGGCGCUCUUCCAGCGCCACCUACAAAGUGGAUCAACAAAGAAUCGAGUGCCAAUGGUGGGAUUUAUGGUAGGCAUCAGGAAACCGGAUAUGGCGGACCAUAUGAGCAGCAGGUGAAAAAGGUCUAUCAGGUAAAGACACGUCCUCCUCAGGACUUGUCAAACUCUGGAAACCAGGAGUGAUUCUUCUGGAUUUUGUAUCAGAGGGGCCCCACGUCCCGCGGACAGCAAACCUUGCCAUUUACUUACCAUAUCUAACCUUGUGAUUGGGGGUACCAAGACUAACAUCAAUGGCAUGGUAGAAAGCACACGCAUGGCAAUAAUAGGUUGAUGUUCUGUUUCUGAUGCCAAAGUGAUUCGGCUUUGAGUAAUCUGUCCUUGUCAUUACUGAAACCACACAAGGUUGGUUUUGUUACAUACUAGAAUUCUCACACAGCUUGUACUAACAAGAUAUGGCAGCCAUUAGCUAUUUAAUGGAUAGUCUGUAGAAGAUGCAUAUAUAGUCAGCUGUUUGUUACUAUAGGAGAACAUGGGAAGGUCCGAAGGUGCAUGCAUAAUCAGCAGUAGGACUGAUAUAGCAAGGCAUAGGGUGUUAGUCUUGUGUAAUAUUCUCUCUUUAGUGUCGUGUUGUACAUCGAGACUUAUUUUCAUUAAUGGAAUCAGAUUUUGCGUUUUUGUUC
This is a messenger RNA of Rosa rugosa (rugosa rose), 3536 nucleotides long. Its product is annotated as 5'-3' exoribonuclease 4. The transcript is spliced from 22 exons. The coding region runs from base 121 to 3039 and encodes 972 amino acids. Lineage: Eukaryota; Viridiplantae; Streptophyta; Magnoliopsida; Rosales; Rosaceae. Gene Ontology annotation, cellular component: nucleus. Gene Ontology annotation, molecular function: zinc ion binding; 5'-3' RNA exonuclease activity; RNA binding. The record is from RefSeq and is a predicted model, not a curated record. Gene Ontology annotation, biological process: nuclear-transcribed mRNA catabolic process.